Molecule: messenger RNA, 8807 nt
Organism: Asterias rubens (European starfish)
Lineage: Eukaryota; Metazoa; Echinodermata; Asteroidea; Forcipulatida; Asteriidae
Exons: 23
Coding region: 683-7390 (2235 amino acids)
Biological process (GO): lipid metabolic process; phosphatidylinositol-mediated signaling
Molecular function (GO): phosphatidylinositol-4,5-bisphosphate phospholipase C activity; calcium ion binding
Source: RefSeq, a predicted model, not a curated record
GCAACAUCCAGUGAGGAGGCCUAGAGUUGGGGGCUAAACAAAAAUCACCAGAAGCAAAACACUGCAAACUGAGAAUAUAAUACCUUCUAAAAAACACAUUGCCUACGGUGUAUCAUCAAUAUUGAGGCUUGCUUGAGUGACGAAACAUUCCACCACCCUAAAUACACACAGCCAGGAACCAUUCCACCGGAUUGUACGUGAAAGUCAUCGCCAAACAUUUUCUCUGAUUUUAUCGUCGUUGGAUCGUCCAGAACACAAAUCUAACCGGUGGGAAAAGGGAUUCCCUCAGCUGAAUUGUUUGUUGCUAAGGAAAUAAACUUCAACACCCGAGGCGAGGAUAUCUAGCUGGAUGGAUGAUUAGUCCUCGUGUUGUGAAUUUUGACUCAUCGAGAUUUUUCAGUGUUCUUCAUAUAACUACACACCUCUGGAAUUAUCAAACAAAAUAUAUCCCUGGGAAAGGUUAUAAAUGUGACUGGAGCUGGUCAUGAUGACAUCGAAGCAAGAUUAAUUUAAGGAAGUUGAAUGAUCAGUAUGCAGUGCAGCCCACCUGCAACGGUAGAGUGCGCUGAGUGAUGUGCUUAUUCCCCUCAGUUCAACAACCGAUGCUGAAGACGUUUUAUACUUUUCCCCUCCCAAGACGGUGGACAUUUGAAGAGGAAUACAUCAAGAUCUGCUCGGCAACAUGAAUUCAACACCCCCAAUUCAUCAACUCCGCAUGGACUCAUCCGACUCAUCAUGUUCAAAUCGCACCCGCUCCAUCGCCUCCCUUGGCGGGUCGGAAGACUCCAUCCUGGAAGAGAGGGAACCACCGACGGGUCGGGGCGAGCCGGGGCGGGUCCCCAGGCUGUCUGACGGCUUCUCCCCAGAUGAGCAAGAUAGCGGGUUUAACUCCACGUCCCAGUUGGAGUGCUCCUCGCCACGGCACAACGGCACUCUGAGGUGUAGGACGCCGGAGAUCAAACCGCAUCGGCACGAGGAAUCUGCCGACGACGUCUGGCUGCCGAGGUUCCCGCGGGCAAAGAAGCUCGGUACCGACAGAAUGCUGGGGACGAGCGGGUCGCUAGGGAGCACCGAUAGUUGGAUUGAGAACAGUGUGAGCGAGGAGGAGGAGGACAUGGACGAUACCGAUAUAGCAAGGUGUCUAACCUCAAUGUCCAUGGGGUCAGGGGUCAUCAAGGUCAACGGGUCAGGUCGCUGUGCCGUGAAGACACUCUUUCUGGACGGGAACAAAAGCUGUGUAAGAUGGAGGCCGUCAAAGAAAGGAAGCAAAGCAAAAAUCAACAUUGAAUCCAUCAAAGAGAUCCGGGAGGGUCUGAACACGGACACCUUUAAGAAGUACCUCGCCAGCGGGAACAAAUGCAACCCAAAGAGCGCCUUCUCUAUCAUCCACGGCACCUCCUGGGAGACACUAGACCUCAUCUCAGACACCGAGGAGGAGAUUAUCAUCUGGCUAAGAGGCUUGAAACAUCUGAUGAGAGGAAUGAGGUCCGAGAUUCGCCGAUUGAAUAAUAACAAACUACGAGACAGUUGGUUGAAGGCAACAUUCGAGGCUGCAGAUAAGAGUGGAGACGGACUGCUGAGUAUGGACGAGGUCUUGAAACUCCUCCACAAGCUCAACGUCAACCUCAGCAAGAGAAAAGUCAAACAGUUAUUCAAGGAGGCCGACUCGCAAGAUGACAACAUCGGCAAGCUGGACUUUGAGGAGUUCAUCCAUUUCUACCGUACCAUCAGCACGAGGCAGGAGGUGGAUCUUCUCCUCAGUGAGUACGGCAACGGCAAGGGGUACAUGACGCCGGAGGAGUUUGCCAAGUACUUGAAAGAGGAGCAGGGACUAGCGGACGUAGAGCUGGAUAUGUGCCAGGAGCUUGUCCAGACCUAUGAACCCAUCCCGGAAAACGCCAAGAACGGAUGGAUGGGAAUCGAUGGGUUCACCUCGUACCUCCUGAGCCACGAGGGCGACAUCUUCAAUCCCGCGCACCGUGAGGUCAAUCAAGACAUGACCCGACCGUUGUCGCAUUACUACAUCGCCUCAUCUCACAAUACGUACCUUGUUGGCGAUCAGCUGAUGUCGCAGUCAAGUGUUGACGUGUAUGCCCUUGUACUACAGUCUGGCUGUCGCUGUGUGGAAAUGGAUUGUUGGGAUGGCAAAGACGGUGAGCCCAUCAUCUACCACGGCUACACCCUAACCUCAAAGAUCAAAUUCCGCGACGUCAUCUCCAUCAUCAGCAAGUACGCCUUCGUCACCAGUCCCUACCCAGUCAUCCUGUCAAUUGAGAACCACUGCAACCUUGAACAACAGAAGAAAAUGGCCUUGUACUUAAUUGAAAUACUAGGAGAAAUGUUGCAUAUACCGCCAAUCAACUCCAGUAAAAUAUCACUGCCUUCUCCCGAAGAACUGAAGGGAAAAAUUCUCAUCAAGGCCAAAAAAUUACCAGUGGACCACAAUGAGAAUCUUGAGGCAGGGGAAGUAAGUGAAGAGGAUAGUGCUGAUGAAUUGGACGAUGAUUUUAAGCUUGAGACCAGCAGCAUCUCCAAAAAGUUUGAAUCCGUAGCCAUGGCCCAGCUUAUGUUAAUGAGGAAGAAACCUAUAACGCCUACACGGUCGGCAUGGCAACGCAUCGUCUCUAAGGUUCGAGAAGACUCGAGGCAAAAGAAUGCGAAAAACCACGCCAGAUCUAGUAGCCUGACUGGCACUCUAAGGAGACUGAAACUCGCUAAGAAGAAACCAAAGUCGCAAUCCUCUUCAGAAUCUUCCGAAGGAGGUAGCCUAGAUCUCCUGGAGAAGCCCAUGACGGACGAGGAAUCGGCCGGGGACCAGCCAUCAACAACCACCGGUAACCCGAAGACGCCGAGCCCGCAGCCCGUCAGGAGGUCACACAAAGGCAAAUCCAUCGUCUUGUCCAGAAAACUCUCGGAGUUGGUCCAGUUGACUCGGUCGGUUGGUUUCAGGGGGUUUAAAGCUGCAAUGUUAUCAUGGGAGCUGCCCUCGCUGGGCGAGAUCAGAGCCAGUAAUCUCGUCGCUACCAAAGCACCAGACUUUGUCCAGUUCACCGCCAAUCACAUGUGUCGAGUCUACCCGUCAGCCUAUCGGAUAGAUUCCAGUAACUACAAUCCACAACCGAUGUGGAAUUGUGGAUGUCAACUAGUUGCGUUAAACUAUCAGACGGAGGGGCGGCCAAUGCAGCUCAGCAGAGCGAGGUUUAGCGUGAACGGCAACUCGGGAUACGCUCUGAAACACGCACUCCUAUGUGAUGAGAGCAAGCCUUUUGACCCCAACAGCGGCGAUCCAGUUUCCCAUCUUCCAAAGAAACAACUUACAAUACACGUUAUCAGCGGCCAACAGCUUCCAAAGCCACCUCAGAGCCUACUUGGCGAGAGGGGCGAGAUAAUUGAUCCGUAUGUAGAAGUUGAAGUCAUCGGUCUACCUGUAGAUUGUGCAAAGGCACAAACAAAGACGAUACAAGACAAUGGGUUUAAUCCUUUCUGGGACUGUACAAUGACCUUCACAUUACACCUGGCAGAUACAGCUCUGAUACGCUUUGCAGUAUGGGAUGAAGACCCUAUCGGUAGAGAUUUCAUCGGGCAGGCGACGUUUGCCGUCUCCAGCCUUAUGCCUGGUUAUAGGCAUGUACACUUGGAGGGGCUGGACCAAGCCACCCUCUUUGUCCAUGUGACGCUAGAAGACUACAACUCUUGGUUGAACAGCACAGCGCGUUUCAGGCCACGAGGUUCUCACUGUCGCACCAAGUCCAUGGAGCUUGAAUACUCACCGCUCUCCUCCUCCCCAACUCAUCGCCUCUCCCCACGGAGGAAGUCUUCCCUCGGUAUCGUCCAGAAGCUCAACAUGAGAAGACGUCACAGCAUGGCCGCUCUGCCUGCCAGGGAGCUGUCCCCGUUGCCGUUUGGGACGAGAAUGAAAAGGCGGAGCUAUGAAGACGGCAACUUGACGGGAAGUGCGGGAGAGUUGAGACCGGUAGCAGAAGAGCUGUCGGAGUAUUAUCUGGAGUUGACGCUCACCUGCACUGAUACCAUCUUACACAUCAUCUCCAAUUCGCACAUUCCAACUAGCCUGGAGUUGAACGGCUCAAUCAGCAUCUCAGUUGAUGACCUUCCUGAUGUUUUCGCCUUAAACAUUCCUCCUUCAGCACUCUUCAGAGCGAUCCAGGAGCACAAGCUUAGCCUAAGAUCCGAGGAGAGCUACACAGCAGUUGAAAGCUUCGCCACGUUGACAGAGUUGUGGCGAUCACAGCGUCAGCAGGAGCUGGACUACGAUUCUUUAAGUGUUGAUUCGGAUUCUAUGGCCAGCUCCAUGAACUAUGACCAAUUCGUUCAAGAUGUUUUCGAAGACUGUUUUACCAAAGAGCUGACUUACGACCCACGCCCAGAUUUGCUCAAAGAGGCUUCUCCGAGCCACGAUAGCAGCUCAUCAGGCAUUGACAAGCAAGGACCACCCCAGGAUGUUUCGUCAGAUGAUGUCAUGUCUCAGGACACAGUGAGCAGCGUUGGAAUAAGUAGUGAGAGUGAGUCUCAAAACACUGGUACCUCUCAGAAGGCGCCUUCAGACCAGGGUAGUGAUGAUGUCUUUCUUCCAGAUGUCAGCAAACAGGUAUGUCCUGUUGAUCAGCUUGUGGUUGAGGAAUGCUUUCAGAAGGUGGUCACACUUCCUCAGUUGAAGAUUCCAAAACUUAGUCUUGUUUCAAGUCCCAUUGUCAGCCCCGUCCCAAACAGUCCCAGUUCCCCAAGAGUUUGUACAUUUACAAGAGAUGCUGUCCAGAGAAGGUCAAGAAUCAUUUAUGAUGACACCGCCGAGUUCAUCGUCCAGCCAUGUUCAGAUUCUGAGAUCGUGUACAGAUCAGUUAGUGAAAGGACUAGCACCCUAAGUCAAAAGCGUCUCAGUUCUAUGUCAAUUACAGGGUCUUUUUUGCAAGAGUUUGAUAACAUGUUGCAGAAAUAUCAAGAAGAAUCCCCUGACAGUACAAUUGAAAACGACACCCUCCUAGGACAGACUAAUGUCCAGGGCAUACCAGCUCCAGAGGAAGUGUUGACUACACUUGAUUCCGCUUCUGACACCAGUCUCAACUGUCCAGAUGUUAUCAGUAACUCUCCAAGUACUGCCUUGGUCUUUAGCUCACCUCGAUCCUCAGAUUACAGUGAUGAUGAGACUGAGAGUGACAUUUCAGUCACCAGUGACAUAAUCAGUGCUGACAGUGAGAGUAAUCAGCCCAGUGAGUUACACAGAACCACCUCUAAGGAAGUUCCUCAAGCCAUUCCAAACACAAAUGGAGGGUAUCAUGAAAUAACAAGCUUAACGAACAAGUGCAAUUUGCCUAAUGAAAUACAAGGACUGACUAGAUCUCAGAAUCUAACAAAUCACCUUGAUGGUGUUAACCCCAAGACACCAACAAUUAUCAAAACACUGAAGCUAGAUGAAGAGGAUACUGAAAUCAAAGAGCAGAAGGAUCUGACCUUACAGAAUGACAGAAACAACAACAGAGGAAUCUCCCUUCAGAUGCUGAAGUUAAUCCAACACAAGGAAACGCUCAAGUCACAUUGCGAGAAAAUAAACCCUAAGGAUGAUGUCAUGAGAGAAUUUGUGGUUGAGGAUUCAGUAAGGUUGAUGGAUGAUAGUGUUGGUAUUAAGGACAGAGUGGUAAGUGUGGACAUGAAAAAUUGUGCGGAUGUAAGAGCUGGUGUGGGUAUGGAUGAUAAUGAGCAUGUUGAUGGUUUAGUGGAUAUUGAUGAAGGAGUGGAUAUUGAUGAUAGUGUUACCAGUUUUAAUGUGGAUGCCAGUAAUGGCGUGAAUGUAGUGGAUGUUAGGAAUGAAGCAGAUAUGAGUGAGAGUGUGGAUACCAAGUAUGAUGUGGAAAUCAGCAAUAGAGUGGGAAUUAAUGAGAGAGUGGAUGUGGAUAAUGGUGUGGAUGUCAAUGAGAGUGAAGAUUUGGAUUUGGUUUACAGAGUUGAGAAUGAUAGGUUGAGUGAUGGUGAUAGUGAUGACACAUCCAGUACAGCUUCUCUGUCCUCAGUUCCCUCAUCUGUAUCAUCAAGCGAUACCGUUGUAGAGGUCCCAUCAUCCUUUCCAGGAAAGCCAAGAGACCCUACUGACAACAUCUCCCCCGACCUCUCACCUCUCAGGUUAGAGGAUAUAUUCAACCCCAGUGAAUGCAAACAGUUCCGUUCAGAAUUUGUCCAGCAUUGGCAGCAGAAUGUCCCAGAACACAAAUCGACAUGCAAAACAGGAAACCCAAGUGCCCAGUUUAUCCCCGGAAUCAACCAAGCAGAAAGUUGCAAACCACCUGCUGUUAUUCCAGGUAAUGUAAUGAAUGGUCCAAGACCAUAUUCAAACAAAGCCAAACCCAUUUCGGCGAUUCAGAGAGAUCUCACUCAAAGAACCUCUUCAGCUUCAGAUAAGAACAACAGCCAUACCAAUCCAAAACGGCUCUCUUGGCCACCGAUUCGCCAGAAAGUACUUUUCCUUGACAAAGGAAAAGUAGAUUUUAAACCAAAUGUGCAGAAUGGGACUUUAGACAAUGAAAGAGAUGGCAGAAUCAUUGAUUGUGGAGCAGACAGUGCAGGUAAAGGAUUAAUCAAACCCAACUUUUUACCUGGUAAAAGCACACAAGGCAAAAGCAGCCUCCAUGUUCCAAACUACACAGAAGGGGUGUUUACAAGUCAGCUGUCGCAGAUCAGGUUAUCAAGACCUGGAAGUGGGCAACAGCAGUCAGUCUCAACAACUACAACCACCUUGGCUUCGGCUGGGACUUAUACACAUGUACUACCUAGCUACCAUGACCAUGGGUCACAAAAUGGGUCACAAAAACCUGCCGACCCAACAGGCCUCAGAAGCCCAACAGACCUGAGAAGCCAAACAGGCCUGAGAAGCCCAACAGGUAAAGCACUCCCAGAGAGGAUGCCCCCAAGCUAUGAAGAUCACAUAUCUAGGUACGGGAUACCUGCCAACCGUAGACCUAUUCCAACAGCCAGGCAAUACCAACCAGAUUCUUCGCCAAUCAAAUUUCGCCAUGCUGAACCUGUACAAGUUCCCCAAGUAGAUUCCGCAUCAAGACAUCACAGUCAUGGAAAGAGAUCCUCUCGUCUCCUAGAAGGUGACACUGAAACUUUGAGCUCUCCAGAACCAGAAUCUGAAGCCAACCAAAUUCAUUCCAAACCGGUCCAGAUGUACAAUUGCUGCACAUGGCCCUACAAAUCAGCAGCCUCACCUAAGACCCUACAACUCCAUCCAACGCCCCCGCGACGUCGGAAAAAGCUUCCAGACAGGUGUUCAGAAACUGAGGAAUGUGCCCCGCCUAUCCAUAAAAACCUCGGGGGAAGAAAAUCCUGGCCACUGAAGUCAGAAAAGGGUCACAAUGUUUAUUUGAUGCUUACUUUGUAGGAAUUCUAUACUGGUUGCAAAGUGGUUCCUCUGGCUUUGUUAAAAAAAAAAUGGCGGGCUCCAGGAGAGUUCUACCUCUGGUGUUUUUUUAAGUGUAAACUCAACACUAACAUUUGCUUGUUGAUUUGAGGUUAUUUGCGGAGAUGGUAGAUCAUCAUCCCAAUCUAUAAAAAUAUGUUUAUAUGGUUAUUCGACAAGCAAAUGAGAUUAAAUGUGAGGGCGUGUAUUGACUCAUAUCCAGGGCUCAAAUUUUACACUGAACUGCCAGCCCGAGGCCAGUGAUUUUAGAUUAGGGCCAGACAAGUCCAGCGGUCUUGUGUUUGUAUAUCUAGAUACUAAUACCUCACUGUCUGUGUAUAUUUACAAAAGAAAUGAUGUCCAAAAUGUUCACUUUUGAGUCUGGUAAAUAUGUUUCAGUUCUGUCGAGUAUCAACACACCCAUACGACUACGAGAUAGACUUUCUCUGAUAGCACAAUUGAAAAUGACUCCCUCCCAGGAAGGAUUAAUGUCCAGGGCUUACCAGCUCCAGAUGAAGUGUUGACUACACUUGAUCCCACCUCUGACACCAGUCUCUGUUUCAAUUCUGUCGAGUAUCAACACACCCAAAGGACUAACGAGAUAUAUUUUCUCGUAGUGCUUGAUAAAAUAAAAACUUUUUUCGUGUUGUACUGUGUAGAAAGGUCUUUCUUGUCAAGAUUGGCUGGUAAUGAUCUACAAGCCCUUUAGUCUUGUGGAAUUCUGAGCCCUGAUAUCUGGUUAAGAAUAAGAGAGUGUUCGUAGCUGUUGCUCUCAAACCUCUAUUGUUUGAUUUUGAUUCAUACCGAUGACACUCCUGUACAUAGAGAUUUUACAAAUACGCCUUGAUUGUUUUAAAUUUUUAACUAUAUCUUUUUAACUUGUAUAGUUCUUUGGUUAUCGCCAAGAUAAAUUAUUGAUUUCACUGUCAAAUUUGGACAGUUUUUAAGGUGAUUUGCUGGACAUUCUGCAGAGAUCCAAGGAAAGUGUUGUUGAAAAUUUCUUUGACUCACACAAGUUGUCACGAUACUACAAUCCUUGUUAAAGAAAACUUGCAAAGCAAAUGGAAACUACAGUUUUAACAGGCCAAAAUUGCCCCCACCUCUACAGAAAAAAAUUGCUUUGCCCCCCAAAAAUUUACCAUGUUUGCCCCUGCUAGAGUUUUCAUGAAGCAGAUAACUUUGCAAAGUGGACUUGUAUUUGUUUUGAGCAGAAUGGCUGUGUGUUUAAAAAACUUUUGGAACUAGGCUACAUUUGUCAAACUUUGAGAACACCCCAUGUUGAGAACCCUGAAUCUGUCCAAAAUUAACAGCCCAUUGAAAUUUGGUAAUCUUUUACAGAAUUGAUUCAACUUGUAUUACAUUUUAUAUGCAGAGAGAGACCAAUAUAUCAAGGAAAUAU